ACAACAAUUGGGCGAAGGCCCGGUGCUGAAAGGACCGCGCUAUAGGCUGCCCGGGCUUCUACAGCGCUGGACGACGGCGGCAGAGCCUUCAGGCUUGCGACGAUAGGAUAGGGCCAAUGUGUGGCGAGGCCCCAUGCAGCGGCGGCGCCAGCAGGCCCCGGCGGCAGUCGGCACGAAGCAGCGCCGCCGUUCUGCGGCGAACAGACAGGGACAGCCUGGCAGGACGAUGCGUUCAACCUCUGCUCACAUUGGAUUGUCCCAGCCCCACCCUCCAACAGCAGCAUGAGCUAGCUAAUGGGGAUGGCACUUCCACGGUCGUCCCUGUCUCUGCGCUCCCUGCUGCUGCUCAUGUCGCAGAGGAAGCCACAUCGGAGCUCUUUCUUCUCCUCCUCGGCAGGCCCCGGCCCCGCCGCCGUUCUGCCUGCGGCUCCAGGAACUGGCACUCCGGUUGCUCCUGCCGUCCAGCCUCCAGCCGCUCCAGCCGAGGAGCCAUCAGCACAUACCCUGGAAGAUCCUAAACAUCCAGUUCUCGGUGGUUCAUGUAGCACGCCUCAACCUGUGACCUGCGAGCCAUCGCCGAAAACACAUCCUGAUGACAAAGUUUGCAAAGAUUCUGAUCUUCCAGUUCCUGGUGGUGCGCGUAACUCUUCCCGCGAUGAGCCGCCACGAUCAUCUGGUGGAACUAGCGAUAUAGGCGCUAGAAACCCCGUCGAGCCCUGAGAGUUCGCCUACGGACCUUAAAUCGUGUACUCCUUCAUCAGGCAUCUACCGUACGAACUGCACAAGUCCUCCGUUUCCGGAAGAAUACUGAAUUGCCAACUGUUCGGGCGCUACGAGCAAAUGCUAGUUGUGAUUACUGCCGUGUUACGUCCGUGUGGACAUGUAAUCUCAGUGCUGUCAUAUGAUUGAUCUUUUGUACUGUUCCAAUCUACUUUUACCAAAUAAAGGUGUGUGCUAGAUUUUCGUUUUGAUAGGUAUGAUGUACCUCAUACAUUAUUGAUCUUUUUUGCUCUUACGAGUUAAGAGUAUACAUGUGUACAGUUCAUUUCGGGGGGAAAAGAACAUAUAGUACUACGUGCAGUCAA
This is a messenger RNA of Hordeum vulgare subsp. vulgare (domesticated barley), 1085 nucleotides long. Its product is annotated as early nodulin-like protein 2. The transcript is spliced from 4 exons. Lineage: Eukaryota; Viridiplantae; Streptophyta; Magnoliopsida; Poales; Poaceae. The record is from RefSeq and is a predicted model, not a curated record. Bases 117 to 518 code for a protein of 133 amino acids.